Molecule: messenger RNA, 445 nt
Organism: Labrus bergylta (ballan wrasse)
Lineage: Eukaryota; Metazoa; Chordata; Actinopteri; Labriformes; Labridae
Source: RefSeq, a predicted model, not a curated record
UUCUGUUUUUCCGCAUUGCUGCAGAAGACGGUGAACAUGGCGUCGGCCCUCGGUCGUCUGGCCCGGCUGUCCGCCCUCAAACACGGCCGAUUCCCCCGGCUGAGCCCCUCUACCGGGCCGGGGAGGACCGUGACACCGGGCCGGACAGCCGUUACCUCCCCCACCGGAAGUAUUCUACCCAAACCCAAGACGACCCCGUUCGGUCUGAUCCGGAUCGCUCUGGUCGUGGUUCCCUUCCUGUACGUGGGGACUCGGAUCAGUAAGAACUUCGCGGCGCUGCUGGAGGAGCACGACAUCUUCGUCCCCGAUGAUGAUGAUGAUGAUGACUGAGGGGUCCGAGGACUUCCGGGUUUUCAGGUCGUCGAGUGCGGGCUGCACGGUGCCGCUCGUAUCGUUCUGCAUGCACUGAAGAAAUCUUAAUAAAGGGAUGAAGGUUUAAAUGUCA